UUUUGACAUUAAUUACAGUACAACCCCUGCAUCUGUGGGGGAUAUGUUCCAAGGUUCCACCAUGGAUAGUUAAACUGUGGAUAACAGAGAACCCUUUAUUGGAGGAUUUAGAGGAGCCCACAAAUACUUCUAAGGGAAAUUGUUUUUGGAGUGUGGCUUUCCCAUUAUCCUGUGACACUUGGCAGAAAGGGUCCAGGAGCAGAAUGCCAAGAUGGCACCCCCGCCAAUCCCCCCUGGUCCUGACAGCCUGCGCCGAUUGACUCGUGAAUCCAUUGCCGAAAUAGAGAAGCGGUUUGCUGAGCAGGAAGCCAAGAAGUUGAAGCCACCAGAGGAGACUCUUGAGGAAGUGGUAGAGCGCAAACCCCGCAGUGACUUGGAGCAAGGGAAAAGUCUCCCCCUCAUUUAUGGAGACCCUCCACCAGAACUUCUUGGGGUGGCUCUGGAAGAGCUGGACCCAUUCUACAGUGAUAAGAAAACGUACAUCCUCCUCAGCAAAGGAAGGACCAUUUUCCGGUUCAGUACCACCAAAGCUCUCUAUAUUUUGGAUCCUUUCAACAUUGUCCGGAGGGGUGCCAUCCAAGUGCUUAUACAUUCAUUAUUCAGCAUGUUUAUCAUGAUAACCAUCUUAACCAACUGUGUCUUCAUGGCCAUGAGUAACCCACCGGCAUGGGCAAAGAAUGUGGAAUACACCUUUACUGGCAUUUAUACCUUCGAGUCUAUGAUCAAGAUACUUGCCCGGGGUUUCUGCAUCGACAGCUUUACAUUCCUGCGAGAUCCAUGGAACUGGUUGGAUUUCAGUGUCAUCGUUAUGGCUUAUCUUACGGAGUUCGUAGAUUUGGGCAAUGUCUCUGCUCUGCGGACGUUCCGUGUUCUCAGAGCACUUAAAACCAUUACUGUCAUUCCAGGUCUAAAAACGAUUGUGGGUGCCUUGAUCCAGUCUGUGAAGAAGCUCUCCGAUGUCAUGAUCCUCACAGUCUUCUGCUUGGCUGUCUUUGCACUCAUCGGCUUGCAACUGUUCAUGGGGAACCUGCGACAGAAAUGUGUCCGGUGGCCACCAUUCACAAAUGACACCCUCGAAGGAGAUUUCUUUGGGCUAGAAAGUGAUUCCUUUGGAAACUCUACUCUUUAUGACAAUGACACUCUUAGUAGCAAUUUCACCUUUGACUGGGAUGAGUAUAUCCACAAUGAAGAGAACUUCUAUUUCCUUGAUGGUGCACUUGACGCUCUGCUCUGUGGGAACAGCUCUGAUGCUGGAAAAUGUCCAGAAGGGUAUCAAUGCAUGAAAGCUGGCCGGAACCCAAACUAUGGCUAUACAAGCUAUGACACCUUCAGUUGGGCUUUUCUUGCUCUCUUCCGCCUGAUGACCCAGGACUAUUGGGAAAACUUAUUCCAACUGACUCUGCGAGCAGCUGGGAAAACAUACAUGAUCUUUUUCGUCUUGGUCAUAUUCUUGGGCUCUUUCUACCUCAUUAACCUGAUCCUGGCUGUGGUAGCAAUGGCCUAUGCUGAACAAAAUGAGCAAACCAUGCUGGAGGAACAAGAGAAAGAAGCCGAAUUCCAGCAGAUGAUGGAACAGCUGAAAAAGCAUCAGGAAGAACAGGAAAGGCUGUUUCAAGAACAAAUAGCAAACAGCAGCUCAACAGAGAGUAUUGCAGUGAAGAAUAAAGGGGAGUCAGAUCAAGAGGGGCACAGUGAUCCGGAUGGGCCAAAAGACUCCAAUCGGCCGGUCAUCCCACGCUUGGUGCUAGAGCGGUCAGCCACAGUGGAUGAGUCAGAUUCAAUGGAAGCACAUGAGAAGUCUGAUCAGAACCACCUUGAGGUGAAUACAGGUCUGGAGAAGCGAGCUGGGAGUGCCCUCAGUGUGGUUUCCCACACCCUAGAAGAACUGGAAGAAGCUCAUCAGAAGUGUCCACCAUGGUGGUAUAAGUUUGCCAAUGCAGUCCUUGUGUGGAACUGCUGCCCAUUGUGGGUAAAAGUGAAGGGGAUUUUGAAGCUUAUUGUCAUGGACCCCUUUGUUGAUUUGGGGAUCACCAUUUGCAUUGUCCUCAACACCGUCUUCAUGGCCAUGGAACACUACCCAAUGACUGAAGAGUUCAACAAUGUGUUGUCUGUGGGGAAUCUGGUCUUCACGGGGAUAUUCACAGCUGAGAUGGUGCUUAAACUGCUUGCUCUUGAUCCAUAUGAGUACUUCCAGGUGGGAUGGAACAUCUUUGACAGCAUUAUUGUCACCCUUAGCUUGGUUGAGCUUGCCCUUGCCAAUGUCCAGGGUCUGUCCGUCCUGCGUUCCUUCCGUCUGAUGAGGGUUUUCAAGCUUGCCAAAUCCUGGCCAACUCUCAACAUGCUGAUCAAGAUCAUAGGCAAUUCAGUGGGUGCCCUGGGCAACCUUACUCUGGUGUUGGCCAUCAUCGUUUUCAUUUUCGCUGUGGUGGGCAUGCAGCUCUUUGGAAAAAGCUACAUAGAGUGUGUCUGCAAGAUUUCCAGUGACUGUGUGCUGCCGCGAUGGCACAUGCACGACUUCUUCCACUCCUUCCUUAUUGUCUUCCGCAUCCUCUGCGGGGAAUGGAUUGAGACCAUGUGGGACUGCAUGGAAGUGGCCGGACAGACUUUAUGCCUUAUUGUCUUCAUGAUGGUCAUGGUCAUAGGGAACUUAGUGGUCCUGAACCUUUUCUUAGCUUUGCUGCUGAGCUCCUUCAGUGCUGAUAGUCUGGCAGGAUCUGAUGAAGAUGGAGAGAUGAACAAUUUGCAGAUUGCUAUUGGCAGAAUCACACGAGGGAUUGACUACGUAAAGAAACAUGUCCUGCUGUUGCUUCACAGAGAAUUGAAAGAGAAGACAGAGCCACCAGCUGAGGAGCUGGAUGACAGCAAGAAGGAAAAUUUUGUCCUCAAUCAUAUGGACACAGGGCAGGACUUCAAAUCAGAAAUCAUGGACGGCAUGCCCAAAAAGGAAAGCCAAGGCUUCAAAUCAGAAUUCAUGGAUGGCCUAUCCAAAAACAAUGGCCAGGCCUUCAGAUCUGAUUACAUGGAUGGGAUACGUAAAAAAGAGCCAUUCAUUGAUGAACUGGAGCAAAUGAACUUUAUUAACAAUCCCAACUUGACCAUACAUGUCCCAAUAGCCUCCGAGGAAUCUGACCUUUAUGAUGAAACUGACACAGGUGAAGAGACUGCUGAAGAAACUAAGGAAACUAAAGAGACCAAGAAGCUUCUGUCUGACGGGACUGAAUCAUCCAUAUGCAGUACUGUCGAUUACAAGCCCCCAGAUCCUAUGGAAGAGGAAGUGGUGGCCGAGGAGGCGGUGGAAAAUGAUGAGCCAGAGGAAUGCUUCACUGAAGCCUGUGUUCAGAGAUGCCCUUGCCUAUAUGUUGACAUCAAAACAGAAAAAGGGGAAAAGUGGUGGAAUCUUCGGAAGACAUGCUUCAAGAUUGUCGAGCACAACUGGUUUGAGACUUUCAUCAUCUUCAUGAUCCUCCUUAGCAGCGGUGCAUUGGCUUUUGAAGACAUCUACAUUGAGCAACGGCCAGUAAUCCGUACCAUCUUGGAGUAUGCUGACAAAGUCUUCUCAUAUGUUUUUGUUAUUGAGAUGUUGCUGAAAUGGGUAGCCUACGGAUUCAAGGUCUAUUUCACCAAUGCCUGGUGCUGGCUUGACUUCCUCAUUGUUGAUGUCUCCCUCAUUAGUCUGACAGCAAACUGGAUGGGCUAUUCGGAAUUAGGACCCAUCAAAUCUCUAAGGACACUCAGAGCACUGAGACCUCUUCGAGCCUUGUCCAGAUUUGAAGGGAUGAGGGUGGUUGUAAAUGCCCUCCUAGGGGCCAUCCCAUCCAUCAUGAACGUCCUCUUGGUCUGCCUGAUUUUCUGGCUCAUCUUCAGCAUCAUGGGGGUCAACCUCUUUGCAGGGAAGUAUUAUCGUUGUGUCAAUACUACCACGGGUGAACUCUUUGAAAUCAGUGAAAUCAACAACAAGACCGACUGUUUGAACCUCAUUAACUUUGAAAAUGCCACAGAUGUUCGGUGGCUCAACGUCAAGGUCAAUUUUGACAACGUGGGCCUGGGUUAUCUCUCACUUUUGCAAGUGGCUACCUUCAAGGGCUGGAUGGACAUCAUGUAUGCAGCCGUUGACUCCCGUGAGAUGGAGGAACAACCUCAAUAUGAAAUCAAUCUCUACAUGUAUAUCUACUUUGUCAUCUUUAUCAUCUUUGGAGCUUUCUUCACUCUCAAUCUGUUUAUUGGUGUCAUCAUCGACAACUUCAACCAGCAGAAGAAAAAGUUUGGAGGAAAGGACAUUUUUAUGACAGAAGAGCAAAAGAAAUACUAUAAUGCUAUGAAGAAAUUGGGUUCAAAAAAGCCAGUGAAGCCUAUCCCAAGGCCCCAGAACAAAUAUCAAGGAAUGAUCUUUGACUUUGUGACCCAACAAGCCUUUGAUAUAGUCAUCAUGAUCCUCAUUUGUCUUAACAUGGUGACAAUGAUGGUGGAAACAGAUGACCAAAGCCAAACCAAAAUAGACAUCCUCUUCCAAAUCAAUCUGAUCUUCAUAGUCGUCUUCACAGCUGAAUGUUUCCUCAAGAUGAUUGCCCUGCGGUACUACUUCUUCACAGUUGGCUGGAACAUCUUUGACUUUGUUGUAGUCAUUCUUUCCAUCGCAGGACUUGUCCUCUCAGACCUCAUUGAGAAGUACUUUGUGUCACCCACCCUCUUCAGGGUGAUCCGUCUAGCUCGAAUUGGACGUGUUCUCCGACUGAUCCGAGGAGCCAAAGGCAUCCGGACGCUUCUCUUUGCCUUGAUGAUGUCCCUGCCAGCACUUUUCAACAUUGGCCUGCUCCUCUUCCUGGUCAUGUUCAUUUUUUCCAUUUUUGGGAUGUCGAACUUUGCUUAUGUCAAAAAGGAAUCUGGCAUUGAUGACAUGUUUAAUUUUGAGACAUUUGGCAACAGCAUCAUCUGCCUUUUCAUGAUCACCACAUCCGCUGGUUGGGAUGGCUUACUGAACCCCAUCCUGAACAGUGCUCCUCCAGACUGUGACCCUGAUCUGGAGAACCCUGGUAGUGAUGUGAGGGGGAAUUGUGGCAACCCUGGUGUGGGCAUCUGCUUUUUCUGCACCUACAUCAUUGUCUCCUUCUUGAUUGUGGUCAACAUGUACAUUGCUAUCAUCCUGGAGAACUUCAACGUAGCCACAGAGGAGAGCAGUGAGCCUCUCUGUGAAGAUGACUUUGAAAUGUUCUACGAGACGUGGGAGAAGUUUGACCCUGAUGCCACACAGUUCAUUGCUUAUAGCACUCUCUCUGAAUUUGCAGACACGUUGCAAGAGCCACUGCGAAUUGCUAAACCCAACAAGAUCAAGUUGAUCACCUUGGACUUGCCUAUGGUUCCUGGGGAUAAAAUACAUUGUCUGGACAUCCUCUUUGCACUUACCAAAGAAGUGUUGGGGGACUCUGGGGAAAUGGAUGCCUUGAAGGAAUCAAUGGAGGAGAAAUUUAUGGCUGCCAACCCCUCAAAGGUGUCCUAUGAGCCAAUUACCACCACACUGAAAAGGAAGCAUGAAGAAGUAUGUGCCACCAAAAUCCAACGGGCAUUCCGAAGAUAUCUACUAAGGCGAUCAGUGAAACAGGCCUCGUACGUGUACAGACAUAGCCAAGAUGAGGAUACACUGGCAGAAGGAGCUCCAGAGAAAGAAGGGUUGAUUGCAAACAGAAUAAAUGUAAUGUAUGGAUCUUCAGAGAUGCAAAUGGAAAAUGAAAUAUCUCCAGAAGCAUCUCCACCUAUUGAACUUGAACCCAUCUCCAGUCCAGAGAACACACAAGAUGCUGGUGAAACUAAAGAGAAAGGGGAGGAACCUGACAAAACAACAGAAGAUGCUCCCAGCAAAACUCAAGACUCGAAAGCCACCAAACGUGGUGUAAAAGAGUCAUUUGUAUAAUCCAGGGCACUUCUGGCCAACAAUAAAUUGGCCCUGAUUCCAAAAGGACUUAUUUUACAUCUCUCUCACAAGGAGCCUUCCAUAUUUUCUGCUAUCAGGAGCUGUGUUCUCUUAACAGAUUUCAGGAAUUCAGAUCAACUUUGGAAGUAGAACCUAUUCUGGUUUCUACUUUUCUAAUUCACCACAAUGCUGAAAUAUUUUUUUUAAUGAGGUGAAUAUGAAUUAUCUCUAAUGCUGGUGACAAAAAGGGGGUUUUAGUUUAAUUUUAAGUGAUUCUUAGCGUGUUCCUGGGCCAGUUCUGAGGUUAAUUCUUCCCUAUUAGAGCUUGAAGAAGUUUAGGAAGAAGAUGAAAAAGAGAGGAAAAUGGCCAAAGCUAUGAGUCUUGAUCACUGCUGUGAGUCUUGAUCAGAGAGCCAAGCUAAUAUAUGGAAAUGGAAGAUCGUGUCAGAGGAACAUAACUGAAGUUGUAUACUUUAUACAAUAAAAGAACAAUCAUUCACCCACAAAAGCCUGGAUUUUAUGGCCUGAAUCAAUUAUACAAUUUUCCUGUGGCUGCGUAUCUUACAUAAUUUAUUCUGCUAGUCACGGGAAACUCUGAAGCCUUGCCACCAUGAUUGUGCACAAGUGACUACAAUAUACAUCACUUCUGAGAUUUCAUCAAAUUUUGGAAUAUCUCAAUUUAUCAAAAAAAAGGUCAAGUUCUAAAGUUGCUGAAUUCACUGCCCAAACCUCAUGUCUGUUGUUUUGCAGAAAGUGCACUUGAUCAUCAUGGAAAGCAGAAUAUUCAGACAUCUAACCACUAUUAGUAACAUACUUUGAAAUAUGAUUAAAAUGUCAUCUUCAGCCAUUUUCUUUCUAUUUACUAUUUGUGUCUUGAAGAUACUAGGAGUGAAAAAUUGCAACCUGCACUGUUCCUUGGACAUUUGGAACUGGAUACAACGGAGUUUUGGGGUUUUUUAAAAUCUCCUAAUCUUAUUUUCUGGUAACGGACUGAUGUGCUUUGGCUUAGGAAUCUUUCCAGCAUGUAAAGGCACAGUGAUGGUUAAUAUUGAAAUAAUGGAAUGUUGUUUUCUGAACACAAAUCUGCAAAGUCUUAAAAACUUGGUUUGGUUGUUCCCUUUGGGGUAUUUGAAUGGUCUUAAACCAUUUUUGUUAGGCAUGGUUUAAAGUACAAGUCAGUCUUAACCAUUUGUACACUAUUAAAGACAAGACAAGAGCAAAAAGCAACAAACUAAUCAGUUCUCAGGGUUUACCGUCAGCUUUGAAAUGUUUCCGGGUUAAUUCUCAAUUCUGCAGAAUAUCUAUAAAUACAAACUGCACAUUUCUAUA
Anolis sagrei ordinatus is the source of this 7234-nucleotide messenger RNA. NCBI's taxonomy places the organism in Eukaryota, Metazoa, Chordata, Lepidosauria, Squamata, Anolidae. The record is from RefSeq and is a predicted model, not a curated record.